AUGCCCCCGGCUGCGCCAAGGCUCGCUAGUGCUAGCCACACCACAGCUGGGUAUUUGGAAAAAAACGACGUGAGCAAAGGAACUUUGAUCCUCAUCGACAACUCCAGACCCGUAAACAUCACAGCAACCUCCGCCAGGAUGACGAAAAGAACCAAGAAGGUCGGUGUUACCGGAAAGUACGGUACAAGAUACGGUGCCUCUCUGCGAAAGCAAGUCAAGAAGAUGGAAAUCAGCCAACACGCCAAGUACGUGUGCACAUUCUGCGGAAAGACCACCGUCAAGAGACACUCCGUCGGAAUCUGGAACUGCAAGGCGUGCAACAAGACCGUCGCUGGAGGAGCCUACACUGUGUCAACACCCGCCGCCGCGGCCAUGCGAUCUACGCUUCGACGAUUGAGGGAGAUUGCUGAGGUCUAG
Molecule: messenger RNA, 417 nt
Organism: Drepanopeziza brunnea f. sp. 'multigermtubi' MB_m1
Lineage: Eukaryota; Fungi; Ascomycota; Leotiomycetes; Helotiales; Drepanopezizaceae
Product: 60S ribosomal eL43 domain-containing protein
Biological process (GO): translation
Cellular component (GO): ribosome
Molecular function (GO): structural constituent of ribosome
Source: RefSeq, a predicted model, not a curated record